Messenger RNA from Contarinia nasturtii (swede midge), 5819 nucleotides. It is a transcript of the gene Blimp-1, whose product is annotated as zinc finger E-box-binding homeobox 2. Gene Ontology annotation, molecular function: DNA-binding transcription repressor activity, RNA polymerase II-specific; RNA polymerase II cis-regulatory region sequence-specific DNA binding; histone deacetylase binding. NCBI's taxonomy places the organism in Eukaryota, Metazoa, Arthropoda, Insecta, Diptera, Cecidomyiidae. Gene Ontology annotation, biological process: cell fate commitment; regulation of transcription by RNA polymerase II. The record is from RefSeq and is a predicted model, not a curated record. Gene Ontology annotation, cellular component: cytoplasm; nucleus. Bases 1483 to 4449 code for a protein of 988 amino acids. The transcript is spliced from 11 exons.
AAAGUGAGUGAUGUGCAAAUUCAAUUCAGAGAGAUAACAACAAAAAAAAAAGAUUAAAAGCAAACGUUUGCUAUCAACUGAUAUUUUAAAGAGACUUUGUUUAUCACUGUAAAUGUAUGGCAUAAUCUUACACUGAGUGAAUGAGUUUAAGGACCUUUUCGGUUCAUUCCACUACAAUCUGAUGUUACAUAAUACAUAACACAACAGAACAUUACAACAGCUCAAGAGCAUACACAGCACGAGACUUAUCCACAUCGGCGAUGUAGCAGCGAAAAAAAACAUAACUUGUGCUGCAAAUGUGAAUAAAAAAGGAAAGAGAUAAAGAAUAUGCAGAAAAAACAAGAACAUAAUACGAAAAAAAAUAAUACACACAAACAUACUCACUUGAUCGUUUUGAUUCUCAGUUGCUUCUUGAUAUAUCCGAGGGAAACGUAGUUUCAAUUUCGAUUGAACAUUAAAAAUUGCUUUUAAUUGUUGUGCGCGUGUUGUGAGCAGUGACCGUGCAUAUACAAAUACCAAAGUGUAAUCAUUUUUAGCCGGGACGGUAUAUCAAAAUCAGCCAACACUCUUUAAUUUAUCAUUGCAGAACACUUUUUUGGCAGUGGAUUUAUCAUAAUCUGGUUGCAUUUCAAGUUGCAAAACCAAAUGUGAAAGAGUGUAUGCAAUAAAUGAAGAUUCAACUCAGAAACCAAUUUACGGACCAAACGAACUGAUUUUUAACGGCUAUGCACGUAAAAAGUUUAACAUUAAAACUAAAUCAAAGAGCAAUAACAUUAUAAAAGUUAAGAAAAGACGAGAGAAAAAAAGAUAGAAAUACCAAUAAGACUGUUUUUACCAAUCAGCUAACUCACCAAAUAAGAAGAAAAAAAAACAAGAGAAAAAUGCACGAAAGGGGCGCGAUUUAAUGCUGUAUGAACAAAAAAGAAGAAAAUCAGUUAAGAAUACAAAUAAUUGUUUGAUUGUGAUUUUUUUUAUGUGCAUUUGUGAUUCACAAAUUUGACUGCCGCUUUGACUGACAGUGAUCACAUAUUCAUGCUAAUUAGAUAAUAUGAUCUUUUUUAUAAAUAUAUAAAUUCAACGGACACAUUUCAAUCCAACGAAAACAAAAACGACACGUUCGCCGAAUCGUCUUCACAAAGGAAAAGAACAUUGGCCAAAAUAAUUCGGUUUUGUUUUUCUCUGAUUUCACUGAUUUUUUCGGCUUAGUGGUCAUUGGCCGUUUGUCAUCCAUCACUAGAAUUUCACGAAUUAUGGUGAUAAAUGUGUGAAUAACAACACUCGUAAUAUUUAAUAUAUAUAUAGAUUUUGUUGACAUCGAAAUAUUGCCAAAAGAAACAACAACAAACAUACUGAAACAUUAAUUUAUACGAUGGAAGCGAGAUCUAGCUAAAGGAAUAAUUGGAUUAAAAUUAUUUAUUUUAUACGCAUCUCGAAUUCAUCUCAUCAUUUUUUUAUUUCGACUGAAGCAGUCCAUUCAUUUACAUGACCAAUAUGGCGGUUAAUAGUCAACCGCGAAGUAUUACACCUGAAGGUCAACAGGAGUAUGAUGUGACUCGUAUGCGAGAAGAGGACUUUGAGCGAUUGGCGGUUUAUAUUGUGCCCGAUGUUCCAUGCGAACGGGGAACUAUUGGUCGAGCCGAAAAAACUCUGCCAAGAAGCUUAACAUUAAAACCAUCACUCGUUUUAUCUACGCCAAGUGUAAAGACUGAAGGUGUGUGGAGCACAGGUGUUAUUCCACGUGGAACACGUUUUGGACCGUUCGAAGGAAUUCCAACACCAAACUAUCCAAGUGAUAAAAGUUCAUGGAGAUAUUUCUGGCGGGUGCAGGGAACAUGUCAUGUAACAUACGGAAAUAUUAAGAUAUUCAAGGACAACGAUUACUAUUAUCUUGAUGGUUCUGAUACGAGACAGGCAAAUUGGAUGCGAUUUGUUGCGUCCGCCUACAGUUUACAAGUGAUGAAUUUGGUUGCCUGUCAGCAUCAGGAUAACAUUUAUUUUUACACAAUUCGCGACAUUAUGCCGAAUGAAGAGCUAAUGGUGUGGUAUUGUCGUGAUUUUGCCAAACGAUUGGGCUAUGAUGUUGACCCCGAACGCACAACAUAUUCCAUAUGUAAGGAAGAGGCAAUGAAAAAAUUACCGGCUAAAACAUCACCGGUCGCUCCAGAAAUUGCAUUUAAUCAUGUUAAAUACGUAAUGGGAUUUGCAUUGCCGCCACGUUCAUCGCCCAGCCCAUCGCCACCGUUGCAAACAAUCGUUCAACCACAAUUACAAGCUCAAGCUUUGGCUCAACAAACACAACAAAGCUUAUUGCUCAAAAAUGGACGUCCGCUUCAUCAAACUGUUGUUCAUUUACGUGAAACACAAGAGGUACGAAAUAUGUUGCCCGUACAGGUGCUAUUACGUGAUCAAUCACCAAUUCGCGAAGGUAGCAAAGAAAAAGAUGCACAUUCACCAAUCUCACACAAAGAUACACACUAUGAACAUCAAUUGACACCAAACGAUGGCUCGGUACGAUCGGACGAAGGCUAUCAAAGUAAUGAACAUUUUGAAGAUGGCCUCACACCACCGGAAGAUUAUAGUGACAGCGAAGAUGAAAAUAACUACGUUUUGGACUGUUCGAAAAAAGCAAUUGAACCGAAAGAGACGGUACUAUGUAAAUCGGAAGAUAAAAAUGAAUAUCGCAAAGUUAAAAUGAAGAUGCCAUUGAAGUAUGAAUUCAAAAAGAAGUCCAUCAAAUUGGAGCAAAUGAGCAAAGACUCACCGUCAACCGAUGAUGAACUAAUGCCACUACAGUCCAAAGAACCAUCUUCGCCACGUCGAGUGAUAACGCCAGCCACAAGCACAGUGAUUGUGCUAGAAAACUCAUCAGCACAUACAAUUGUUCCUCUUACGAAACCAUAUUAUGAAGCAACCGCUUCAGAAACGGUAUCUCCACCAAUAAUGGGUUACACACCCCCCAGCUCUAGUAUUUUAGAAACUAUUUUAACCGGAAAUCGUGUAAUUUCUGGAACGCGACAACCGAAUGCAACACCACCACCAACGUCACCGACUGAAAUGGCUUAUUCCUAUAAAAAAUCUCACCGAUAUGGCAACGCAUGCAGUCCAGAUUCGAGCUCAAAUUAUACUCCAAAUUGUCAAUCAAUCAGUGCGCCAGAGACAAUCGAAACGAGAGACAUGCCAAAGGAACGAUCACCAACUCCUCCAACUGUACCAUCAUUAGCUUAUGCAAGUCAAACUAGCACACCAGCUUCAAUGACGUACGAACAGCAUCGAACAUCACCAUUCUCGUACAUGCUUUCAUCGGCAAACAAUGUCAUUUCGCAUGUACCAAGUUCUACAUAUUCGCCACCAUUGAGCAAUGGUCACUAUGAACGCAUUUCCAAUCAUUCACUAUCUCCAUCGGGCAGUUUGCUCUCAUUACAAGGUCAACUUCUUUCCCAUCCGAUAAUGACGCCGCUAACUCCAUUGCAACGGCUGUCACCGAGCAUGCGAGCAUCACCUCCAUGCAGUCUUAGCCCAGAUGGAUCGUGCACCAGAAGUGGUAGCCCACUAAGUCCCGGCGGUACAUCACGUGGCUAUCGCAGUUUGCCUUAUCCAUUGAAAAAGAAAGAUGGUAAAAUGCAUUACGAAUGCAAUGUGUGUUGCAAAACAUUUGGACAAUUAUCGAAUUUGAAAGUGCAUUUGCGUACGCAUUCCGGUGAACGGCCUUUUCAAUGUGGUGUCUGUACGAAAUCGUUCACACAGCUUGCCCACCUACAAAAGCAUCAUCUUGUUCACACAGGCGAAAAGCCCCAUCAAUGCAAUAUUUGUAAAAAACGAUUCUCAUCAACAUCAAAUCUCAAAACUCACCUUCGUUUGCACAGUGGUCAAAAGCCGUAUGCAUGCGAUUUAUGUCCGCAAAAAUUCACACAAUUUGUGCAUUUAAAGCUUCACAAACGAUUACACACCAACGAUAGACCAUAUGUAUGUCAAGGUUGCGAUAAAAAAUACAUUAGCGCAUCGGGACUUCGAACACAUUGGAAAACGACUAGUUGCAAACCAAAUAAUAUUGAAGAAGAAUUGGCACUUGCAGCCGCCGCUACCAACGAAUGCUUAGAUAAGGAACACGAAAACGAUCCGAAGGACAUGUAUGAAGUACAACAACAAAUUCAUAUGCGAAACAUUGAUCAUCAUCAUUCGUCUAAUUCACCGUCGCGUUUAUUGAGUAUUCACUCUCAAGCGCAUCCACUUCAAUCGAACCCACCAAUGCAUCAACCCCAAAAGAAUCAUCACAUGCAACACCAACAAACACAACAGCAGCCUCAAAGCCAAUCUGUUCAACAGCAACCAUCUACAGCUCAACAGACACAAUCGAAUGGACAUUAUACGCAUCAUUCACACCAACAAUCAAAUGGCGAACGUCCUAGCGUCAUUGAAUCCAAUCAAGCAUUAAUAAUUGAAUGCACGUAAUUAUUAUCCAGUGUGUGAAACGGAUGAGAAAGAGAUAGAGCAAGAAGCUAUAAUGGUUUUUGAUCCGACUUGUGAUUAUCAUUGUUUAAAAUGAAGCUAAAUUUAAUGAAAAGAAAAUAAUGAAAGAUGAUACAAACAACACAUUAAAAUGAACAUUUAAUUAUUAUUAUUCAAUAAUCGAACUAAAAUGAUUAAUUGUAAUGAGAGCUUGUGACUGACCCAUUAGGUAUUUAGACUAAAUAAAUAGCUAAAUUAUAUUAUAAUCAAAUUAAGUGAUGAAUGACGGAAGUAUUGAGUGAAUCAAAUGUCUAAGAUGAAAAGAAAAAAGAAAAUGAAGCAGAAAAACAACAAAUACAUAGAAAUACACACACUUUGUUAGGCUACUUUACUGUAUAAUGAAUUAAACUAUAAAUGAAAAAAAAAACUUAUUGACUAUUAAUUUAAACAAUAUGAUUAUUUUCAUACAAUUAUACAGAUAAUCUUAUAUGGUUAAGGUACUAACUUAUACAAUUAAGCUAGAAAUUGAUGAAAAAUUGGUAAAAAACGAAAACAAAUGAAACUCUAAAAAUGAUUAUAUUGCAAAUGGUAUGAUUUCGAGUAAGGUGUUUAUUGAAAAAUGUUGAAUCAAAUUAGUAAAAUCAGAACUCAAAGGUGAAAAACAAAUGUUAACGGAAGUAUUCACGACGCAAACGCACAGAAAAGCAAAUUGAGCAUUCUAGAAAUUACAUUCAACAAAAUUCCCAUAAUGCGAUUUUUUUUAGCUGUUUUCGUUAUUUUUUUGUAACAGUUUUCCUUAUAUUUUCCCAUGUGGGACAUUAAAGCGCGUGAAAUGUACAUAAAUCCAAAGCAACGUUGAUGCAGUUUUGAUAAAAAUGUUCUUUUAGAUGUAAAACAAAAAAGUACUAGAAAUAUUGAUAACUGAAAAUAAAUAAUUUUAUCACAUUUACAAGUAAAUCUUUAAUGUUAAGGAAUAUUAAUUUAACAAAACGUAGAACGUCAAAACAAAAAGAAGAAAGUGGUUGAAAAUAACAAUUUUCUUCAUUUUUUUAUGAAAAAAAAAAAAAUAAUAACAACAAACAAACUGAUCAACUCAACAACAGACGAUUUUUUUACAAUUAUUAUGAAAAAUUCGAAUUUCAUUGAAAAAUCCAUUCAAUCUGUUGUAUUUUUUUUGUACAAUUUGAGACAUCUGUUAAGUAUUAUUGUAAAACAAUUUAUCCACGACGAACAAAACACAUACACACGCGCACUAUCGACACUAAGAGACUAAGAGACUAAGAGAUAUACAUUUAAGAUAAUGAAUACGAAUAAUAACUUAUAUUGUUAUAUUCCUUUUAUGUAAAAAGAAAACACACACACAUACACACAAA